GCCUCAUGGUGGGUUGGAACAGGGAUCUCCCUGAAUUUGAGGGCUACUUCAAAGUUGACGAACAAGAAGCCCACACAGGCAUCCAUCACCAAGGUCAAACAAUUUGAAGGCUCCACGUCAUUCGUACGGAGAUCACAGUGGAUGCUUGAGCAGCUUCGCCAGGUCAACGGCAUAGAUCCUAAUCGGGAUUCUGCAGAAUUUGAUCUGUUGUUUGAAAAUGCUUUUGACCAGUGGGUGGCCAGCACAGCCUCAGAAAAGUGCACCUUUUUCCAGAUUCUGCACCACACCUGCCAGCGGUACCUCACUGACAGGAAGCCGGAGUUUAUCAACUGCCAAUCUAAGAUCAUGGGAGGAAACAGCAUCCUCCAUUCAGCGGCCGACAGCGUGACCAGUGCCGUACAGAAAGCGAGCCAGGCCUUGAAUGAGCGUGGGGAGCGUUUAGGCCGAGCCGAGGAGAAGACAGAAGACAUGAAGAACAGCGCCCAGCAGUUUGCAGAAACUGCACACAAGCUUGCCAUGAAGCACAAAUGUUGAGAAACUGAGAAACUGCCUAUCCUGGUGACCCUCUUAAGAGAAAUGGAAGAGUUUGAUCUGCGGUUUUGACAAGAAUUCUGGACCUCUGCUUGCUUCUUUUUUUCCAGUAUAUGGACAUGUAGGGUUUUUGGGUUUUCCUUUCCAGGUGUUCAUAGGAAAGAAAAGAUGUUGUGUUUAUACAGUUCCCUAAUGAUCUUGCUAAGAAUGCUGCAAAAGCACCAGCUUCACUUUGGUGUCCCCCCCCCCACUGGGUAUAUGUACAUGUUUGUUUUCCCUUUUUAAAAAGUUUUCUUUUGAUCGUUUGAAUAUGAAAUAUGGACUACAUGAUAUAAUGAGCUGGAUCUAAACUGGCAACAUAUUUUUGUCCUGAUAUUAAGCAGGAGGACAUUUUAAUGUGGUGACAUCAAAUGUUUUUGUUCCUGGAUGGAAAUAAAAAUCAAGCAGUGAUUGGUGUCUCUCAGUCUCCUAGCUACUCUUAAUUUGAAGAUUAAGAUUCAAUGACCGAAGACAUAAGUCUGUAUCAUGGAAAGCGAUUGGCUCUAUCAGAGGAAACAGCAGCCUUGGAUUUUGCUCUUUAUGUCAUAAUGUUCUGCAUAAGCCAUCACCAGCAUUCAAAAACAAAUCAGAAUCAUUGGUAGAAAUCUAGUUUCUGAGCUACAGUUUAAAUACUUGCAUUACUUGUUUAAAGGCUGAUUAUUUAGAAUUAUCAUCUGAAGGAUAAAACUUUGAGAUUGAAGACCUAAGGAAAAGCCUACUUAAGAACUCUUUGCGUUCAGGAAUGUUUCUUUGUCAUUGCCCCAAAUCAAGGUAGCUAGCAUUGAAAAGAACUUGGAUUUUUAUCAAGAUAAAGAUUUGUCUAGAUAAAGGUUCUGUAUAAGUGAUAAUGUGAAAAGAUACUACAUUUAAAGCCUUUUUCUUUUCUUUUUACAAAGUCAAGCAUAUCUUAGAAGCUUCACAGUGUCCUUGGGAAAUGGACUUCACUUUAUUGGUAUCUAGAAUUUGGAGGAUCUGAUGUUAUGGCUGUCUAUUUAUUUAAUGUAUCUGAAAGGGUAGGUUGUUUGACAGGUUGCACUUCGUGACAGUUGCAGUUUGCCUGACCUGACAUCACAUAGCACAGACAUGAAGCCCUCACAUUGCAGUUGAAUUAAGUCAGAUUGGCUCACACACCUGAUUUGUAUAUUUUGCAAGAUAGGACUGGGCUGAAAGUCUGGACAGUCUGUUUCUUAAGGGGUUAAAAUGCUAACCCUAAAAACUGUGUCUUCAUGCAACAAGGAGGCAGGGCUGCACAUCCCGGAGACCUCCCCAGCUAGCUCCCACAGUACUGCACUGACUCAUAAGCUACUUGAAUGUUCAGGAACUCUCUCUGCUCCUUCCUACCCAUUGAGCCCUAGUCUGUGUGUAUGGUUGCCUCUUAAAUGUGAGAUGACUUUCAGAUAGUUAUGCUGACUUAUAUAGCUUAAGUUCUCCUGAUAAAGAAUUCUAGGAGCAAUAGAAAGUUGAGCUAUUGGGGUGGAGAUGAAGGGAUAUCUUAGACAGUAUGUGUCAAAAGGAAGAUAGGAUAUUCUGGAGACAAGUUUCUGAAUCCUCUUAGUGAAAUCAUCUAGUUCAACAAAACUGUCUGUAAAUACAGGUGAACUAUAUAAGUUUACUGAAAGAUUUUGUGCUUUUCUUUUGGUGUCUUUAAAGUUUGAAGCAGUGAAUUUGUUAUCUGGUGAGUACCACUAGAAGCACGUACAACUUCUAAGAAAAGCUCAAAAAUGUCACUCCAAUGAGGUUGUGUUUGCAGACUUUUGUUCAGAAAGCGCACACACACACACACACACACACAUAAAUUCAUCUUCCCAAAUUGGAUUCUAGCUUCAGAGAUAGUUGGUAUGAAUAAUUGAAAAGAUAAAUCUAAAACCUCCUCUGACAAUCAGCCAAACUCAAAAAUAAAAUUAUUGCCAACUAUCUAACAUCAGUGUUUGUGAAGCUGCUUCUAAAGUAGCAGAAGAUGAGGUCAUAAGCUCACUUGAGGUUCCUCCUUGCUGACAGAGUUGUGAUAGUACUCUUCAUAAAUACAAGUAUCCACAUCUGCCCUCUUUCCUCACUGUUGGCUCUCUUAGACCCAUGUCUUCUUGGAUUAGGGAAAAGCCUAUCUGAAUCUUAGCUUCUCCUGUUGAUUUGCUUCCAGACCAAGUUCUUAUGCUGCCUUCCCUGUGUCCAAAUCCUGCCUCACUCUCUGUCCCUCUGACCCCCCUCAAAUCUCUUCCCCCCUCUAAAGGAGCCCUGGGAUAACACACAUGAAGGCCUUUGCCAUCUUUUUGCAGAAGGUGCUGUCGUACAAAAUAUUAAUACAAUCUAACCUAGAGAAAGUUGCUAAUGACUCACAUUAUUUGGGACCAAAUAGUUUGAUUGGUUGAUCUUGCUAGAAGACAUUUCAUUUCUGCACUGCACUAUGAGUUUGAGGGAUACUAUAUUUCUGUGAGGAUUUCUUAAAUUGUAUUGACAAUGCCUAAAGAAAAGAACUUCCCAGUGUUAUCACUUCUUCUUGGAAUGUAGCUGUAGUAUUCUAGACUAGUAUUAGAUAUCUGUGGACAGGAAAUAUAGUUAUUCAGGUUAAUGUUUCCUCUUAAAGAAUGUAUUUGUAAAAUGUAAUAAGAUCAGUAGUUAACUUUUUUUAAGCUCUGAAAAAAAUUAAGAUUAUGUGUUAGACCUAAAAUUAUAGUGAAAUCUGUCUUAAUACUACUUUUGUGGCUAGAAAAUGUAGUGCAUUUAUGUAGAAAUACUUACAAAAUGGCCUACAUAAAGAAUAUUAAAGAUGGAUCUCGCUUUUAAUUUUUAGAAUUGUGACACUGUUGUCUGUUGUACAGUUAUUCUUCAGAAGUUCUCUAAGAUGUCAAGUACAAUUUUUGUUUCUUUCAAAGACAAGUAACACCUGCUCUAUGAUUCACUAGUAUU
Condylura cristata (star-nosed mole) is the source of this 3474-nucleotide messenger RNA. It is a transcript of the gene STXBP6, whose product is annotated as syntaxin binding protein 6 (amisyn). Gene Ontology annotation, biological process: exocytosis; regulation of SNARE complex assembly; Golgi to plasma membrane transport. Lineage: Eukaryota; Metazoa; Chordata; Mammalia; Eulipotyphla; Talpidae. Gene Ontology annotation, cellular component: exocyst; plasma membrane. The record is from RefSeq and is a predicted model, not a curated record. Bases 142 to 534 code for a protein of 130 amino acids. The transcript is spliced from 5 exons. Gene Ontology annotation, molecular function: phosphatidylinositol-4,5-bisphosphate binding.